Molecule: messenger RNA, 599 nt
Organism: Geodia barretti
Lineage: Eukaryota; Metazoa; Porifera; Demospongiae; Tetractinellida; Geodiidae
Source: the annotation of a GenBank genome assembly
AUGUCGUGCGUAUACAUGUUGUGCGUAUAGUCCGGGGAAGAUGCCCGUCGUCGUCGAAGUGAGUGGGAAAGAGAACAUCGUGCCCGUGAGACUCCUGAGCAGAGAGGCUCGUCUGUAUCAGCGUCGCUUUCGUGAUGGGGAAGGCGCAAAUUUUUACACGCUGGUGACGCUGCCUAGCUGUCAUCGAUGCAAAAAUAUAGCCAACCAAAGAACUCUCGUCAUUUGCUGGCAUUCGCUGCGCUCUUCGAUACCUGACCGAGGCUGUCUAUACCUCCUUCCAAUCUUCGUGAUUCUAAGGUCUAAGGAAACACAUAACCACCUUAUCAGACUUUUCCCAAAGAAGGAAACUAGAAGUCAACACAGAAAAAACCAAAAUAUGUGUCUUUGGUGGGGAUAGAAAUUCUAACGUAUUUUCACUGAACAAUCAUAUCCUGGAAAAAGUGCAGUCUGGUUUGCAAAAAAUGGAAAGUUUCAUGUGGCCAAAAAGCACCUAGCCAAUCAGGCAAACAAAGGAAUGUUUUCAUUAUUGACAAUACUAAAACAUUUAGACAACCCCCCAUCCCAGUUAUACUACAGCUCUAUGAAACAAUGUUGAAGCC